AUGGCGAUAGCAAUUAACCGUUUGGAGUCCCAAGUUCAAGGGAAGUUGCCAUCUCAACCUGAGUUGAAUUCGAGGAAUGUGAGUGCAAUGACUUUGAGGAGUGGCAAGGAAGUUCAAGGACCCGAGCCAGUGAUUCCUAAGGAUAAGGAUGAAGAAAAUAUCGAAAAUGAGCUUGAGAAAGAGUACAGCAAUGGCACAGAUCCAAAGGUACUCCUGGACCCAGUUAUUACAGUUAAAACUAACCCGCCGCCUUUUCCUAACAGGUUGGAAAAAUCGAAGAGGCAAGAUAAGGAGAAGGAGAUCCUGGAGGUAUUCCGCAAGGUAGAGAUUAAUAUUCCCCUGUUCGACGCAAUUAAACAGGUGCCGAAGUACACAAAGUUUUUGAGAGACCUGUGCGUCAAUCGAAGGCAGCUGAGGGGAGAUGAAAGAGUCAUUGUUGGGAAAAAUGUGUCGGCGGUCCUACAGAGGAAACUUUCACCAAAGUGCAGGGACCCAGGUAUCGAGGUUGACAGGGUGAAAAUAGAUAUUAUAUCUGCUUUACCUUACCCCGCGAGUGUGCCGGAGCUUUUGCAAAAAAAUGUGGCCUUCGAAUUCGAUGACAAGUGUGAGAGAGCCUUCAACAAGUUGAACGAGCUAUUAACCUCGCCACCGAUCAUUCAACCCCUUGACUGGAGUUUGCCAUUUGAGAUCAUGUACGAUACCAGUGAUCAUGCUGUAGGGGCUGUAUUGGGGCAAAGAGUAGGAAAGACAGUUCACGUCAUUUACUAUGCAUCCCGAGCUUUGAAUGGGGCUCAAUUAAACUACUCCACUACUGAGAAGGAACUUCUUGCAGAUGUUUUUGCUUUAGAUAAAUUCAGAUCAUAUUUGUUAGGUGCUAAAGUUAUUGAAUUUGACUUGGAGAUAAGGGAUAAAAGAGGUUCAGAGAAUCUCGUAGUCGACCAUUUAAGUCGCAUACCAGUUGUGGAGGAGAGCGAGCCAUUGAAGGAUGCAUUCCCUGAAGAGCACUUGUUCUUUUUAAAUUUCCAAUUGCCUUGGUAUGCUGAUUUAGUCAAUUAUCUAGUAACGGGUAAUUUUCCUGCAGGUUGGUCAAGAUCGAAGAAAGACAAAUUGAAGAGUGAUGCCAAGUAUUUUAUCUGGGACGACCCGUACUUAUGGAAGAAAUGUGCAGACCAAGUAAUGAGACGAUGCGUGGAAGUUAAGGCCACCAGGAGUAAUGAUUCGAAAGUAGUUGCAGAUUUUAUCAGGGUCUUAAUGUCCUACCACCCUCAGACCAAUGGUCAAGCGGAGGUGUCGAAUCAAAAAAUUAAGUCCAUCUUGGAGAAAAUGGUGCGCCCCGAUAGGAAAGAUUGGAAUCAACGGUUGGAAGAUGCACUCUAUGCAUAUCGAACGGCGUACAAAACCCCCAUAGGGAUGUCACCUUACAGAUUGGUAUUUGGGAAGCCGUGUCACCUUCCAGUGGAGUUUGAGUACAAGGCUUUUUGGGCGAUCAGACAGUGUAACACGAACCUCGAAGAGGCCGGUGCCCAAUGGAAGUUGGAUUUGCAAGUAUUGGAGGAGAUCCGAAACGAAACCUACGAAAAUGCACUAAUUUACAAGGCGAAGAGUUGGGCAUUUCAUGACCGACAAAUCUCUAGAAAAACCUUUGAAAUUGGUCAGAAGAUUCUCCUAUACCAAUCCAGGCUCAAGCUCUUCCCAGUUGAAAUCCAGAGUGCUAAGACAGACAACAAAUUUGUGAUGAAUGGACACCGUCUCAAACACUAUUAUGAGGGUCUUGUAAAUGGAGAGGUGGAGGUGUCUCUCUGA
Messenger RNA from Coffea eugenioides, 1803 nucleotides. RefSeq lists its product as uncharacterized. Gene Ontology annotation, molecular function: nucleic acid binding. The coding region runs from base 1 to 1803 and encodes 600 amino acids. The record is from RefSeq and is a predicted model, not a curated record. The transcript has 8 exons. NCBI's taxonomy places the organism in Eukaryota, Viridiplantae, Streptophyta, Magnoliopsida, Gentianales, Rubiaceae.